This is a messenger RNA of Drosophila biarmipes, 3885 nucleotides long. It is a transcript of the gene CngA, whose product is annotated as cyclic nucleotide-gated cation channel subunit A. The transcript is spliced from 9 exons. Lineage: Eukaryota; Metazoa; Arthropoda; Insecta; Diptera; Drosophilidae. Gene Ontology annotation, molecular function: cGMP binding; protein-containing complex binding; intracellularly cGMP-activated cation channel activity. Gene Ontology annotation, biological process: monoatomic cation transmembrane transport. The coding region runs from base 534 to 3053 and encodes 839 amino acids. The record is from RefSeq and is a predicted model, not a curated record. Gene Ontology annotation, cellular component: intracellular cyclic nucleotide activated cation channel complex; plasma membrane.
CGAACGUACACGCCGCGGACCCACCCGUCGAAAUCCCGAAAAAGGAACCCAGAAACAUCGUUUCGAGAUCCCCAGAGCGGUCCAUUCACAUUUGAUUUGAAUUUUAAUUCAAUAAAAAAGUGCACAAAAAUAUCAACGCAAUAAUAAUAAUAAAAAGGAUAUCGCAGAUGUAAAUGCCUGUCAUUUCGAGUCCUUACCCGUGUGUCUAUGUGUUCAGUUCUGUUCUGUGAAUUCGCGAGGCGUAACAAAAUAUUCAAAUUUCAUGUUGAAAUUACUGCACGCAUUCCUAAAUAAUCCAGUGGCAGCGGCACAAGUGUGCAGAAAGUAAGGAGACUCGAGACGACGCCAAGCGUUUGCUAAUAGGAUUACGCAUCACCUCCAGCGCUGACAGGCUCCCGGAUUACUAGGGGAUCCCGCCACGGGUCCGGAACAGGAAUCCCAAAGACUCCGACUCCCUGCCCGCUGCUCAUCAUGGUGACGGGCUCGUGCCUUGCGUAGCUGCAUUCCAUCCAACGUCCAGCCAUCGCCCAGCUAUGUGGACCUACAUGAUGGCUGCCGCCCGCGGAGAUCGGGUCAACACGAUGAUGUCCACCCGGCGACGACCCGAAACCGAGUCCCCAAAGUACGGGUACAACCUCUCCACCCGUCCCAUGUACCGCACCACCCGAUUCGUGGGCCCCGCCUCCUCGGCGCCCGCCCAACUGCAGCUGCCCUGCGGAUCCCAUCAGGCGGCGGUGGGCGUGGCACCUGCGCCGCUGGAGGAGAUUAGUGGCGGCCUCUUCGCCCCCUUCGCGCCCACGGCGACGAUAACGGUGGAGCAGGCGGCCACCUCGAUUCCAAUGGCAGUGGACGGCGAGGUGCACCACCUCCAUUAUCCUCGUCGUAGUUGGCAGCGCAAAUAUCGCCAGGGGAAUCAUCGCCAGCCGGGAGAAGGGGACGAGUACGGUGAUGAGGACGAGGAUGACGAGGACGACGAUGAGGAUGACGAGGAUGAGGACGGCUUCGGAGCUGUCGUGGGCGAGGAUAAUCCGGAGGAGGCGAUUGCGCGGGCUGACCAGCAGCAGAAGCAGCACCACCAGACAAGUGCCAGCGACUCCAGCUAUGUGGAAAAUGGCAGGAAGCUGAUACAGGAGCAAAGUAAACGUAGCAAACCCUCGGCUUUGAGACGCACCCUGCAAGCCCUGCGCCAGCGUCUCACUAAAAGGAAUCGCCCCAAGCCGCCGGACUGGUUUCUCGAGAAGUUCUCCAACACCACGAACACGGACAAGAUUGGCAAGGGUUGCCCGGCGAUGGAGGAUGCGGCGCUCUCCAGCGAGAUUCGGGGCUCCAGUGUGCUGUGCAACCGACUGUCCGUGGAUCCCACCCUGCAGUCGCAUUACAGGUGGCUGGCCAUCGUUUCGUUAGCGGUGCUCUACAAUAUCAUCUUCGUGGUGGGUCGAGCGGUCUUCUGGGAGAUCAACAAGAGUGCUCCGGGCGUGUGGUACACGCUGGACUACCUGUGCGACUUCAUCUAUCUGCUGGAUACGCUCGUCCACAUGCACGAGGGAUUUCUGGACCAGGGGCUCCUCGUGCGGGAUGCCUUCCGGCUGCGGCGGCACUACUUCCACACCAAGGGCUGGUACCUGGACGUGCUCUCGAUGCUGCCCACGGAUCUGGCCUACAUCUGGUGGCCGCCGGAGACCUGCUCCAGCCUGUACCUGCCAUGUCCCGUGAUAGUGCGCCUCAACCGGCUGCUCCGCAUCAACCGGCUGUGGGAGUGGUUCGACCGCACGGAGACGGCCACCGGCUAUCCGAAUGCCUUCCGCAUCUGCAAGGUGGUGCUGGCCAUCCUGGUGCUGAUCCACUGGAACGCCUGCAUGUACUUCGCCAUCAGCUACGAGAUUGGCUUCAGCUCCGACUCCUGGGUCUACAAUCUGAAUGGCACGCGGAACAACACAUUGCAGAGGCAGUACAUCUAUAGUUUCUACUGGUCCACGCUGACGCUGACCACCAUCGGCGAGACUCCGACGCCGGAAAACGAUGUGGAGUACCUGUUCGUGGUGGCCGACUUCCUGGCCGGCGUGCUCAUCUUCGCCACCAUUGUGGGUAACAUUGGCUCCAUGAUCUCCAACAUGAAUGUGGCCCGCGUGGAGUUCCAGAAUCGCAUGGACGGCGUCAAGCAGUACAUGGCCUUCCGGCGGGUAGGUCACGAGCUGGAGGCCAGGGUCAUACGAUGGUUCGCCUACACCUGGUCGCAGAGUGGUGCGCUGGACGAGGAGCGGGUGCUGGCCGCCCUGCCGGACAAGCUGAAGGCGGAGAUAGCCAUCCAGGUGCACAUGGACACGCUGAAGCAGGUGCGGAUCUUCCAUGACACGGAGCCGGGUCUUCUGGAGGCCCUGGUCCUCAAGCUCAAGCUGCAGGUCUUCAGUCCCGGGGACUACAUCUGCCGGAAGGGCGACGUGGGCAAGGAGAUGUACAUCGUGAAGAGGGGCAAGCUCUCCGUCGUGGGCGACGAUGGCAUCACCGUGCUGGCCACCCUGGGAGCAGGAUCCGUGUUCGGCGAGGUGUCCGUGCUGGAGAUCGCGGGCAAUCGCACGGGCAACCGGCGAACGGCCAAUGUGAGGUCCCUGGGCUACUCGGAUCUCUUCUGCCUGGCGAAGAGGGAUCUGUGGGAGACCCUGUCCGACUAUCCGGAGGCCAGGUCCACGCUCACCCAGCGGGGCUGCCAGCUGCUGCGCAAGGAUGGUCUGCUGGACGAGCAGAUAUUCGCCGAUUCCCAAAGGGUGCACGACAGCAUUGAGGGUGGCAUUGAGAAGCUGGAGCUGUCGGUGGAGAACCUCAACAUGCGGCUGGCCCGUCUUCUGGCGGAGUACACGGCCAGCCAGGCCAAGAUCAAGCAGCGCCUGGCCAAGCUGGAGAUGAACGGCGGCCCUGGCACGUGGCGCCUGGAGUGUGAGCCGCAAACGCGAGCUCGCAGCGGACGCCUCUACUCGCUGCAGCCCAAGCGGCGCCCACGUUCGCGACCCGACGCGACUGCCAAAAGCGGCAAUGCUGCCAAGCAGAACACGCUCUAAGUCCCCGGAAAACCCGCUGGAAAAUCCCCGCCUCCAGCCCUCCCCAAGCCCUCAUAUCUCCGCGGAACCGAGGCCGGAAAAUAGUGAUAAAUGCAUUAAACUUGCAGGAGUUGUCUGCGCGGGGAGAUAGCCCCAACCCCAACCCCAACCCCAACCAGAACCCCUUUGGCCCGGAGCCAACUCUUAUUUGGGCUGCAAAAGUGGGUAAAUCAAUUUUUAAUUUUUACAAUUAGUUCGUAGGAGAAAGGGGUGGGCCAGGACAGGGGUGCUGAAGAGCUGUUUGUUGCAAAUCUUAUAAAUUUGUAAAAUGAUUCAAAACUGAAUGUGCCUCAAAGUGUGUAAGCGUGUGUAAGGCUAAGUUAAGAGGCGGCGGUGACCCAUCUAGUUAACCCACUACGAUCCAGUGUACAUAAUUUAAGCAUAGUCCAAUUUUACACGUGAACACUGAGGUGUUCCCCUAGGCUAGGAUGAUUUUACACACGCAGCGAAGGAGCCCGGAUUAAACGCACCAAAAGUAAAAAAUCAAACCGAACAGAUACAGAUUAAGAUACAGAUAAAGAUACAGAUACUUAUAGAGUAAAAGAACCAAGAACCGCAGUACUUUGCUGAAAUACUUAACGGGGGGAAUGAAUGAGGGAAUCGAAUUCAAAGAAAGCAAAUGUUAACAACCAAGCUUCCAAAGCUUCCAAACCAAAAGGCAAAAUUAACAAAGUCGAGAAACAAAAUGAUAAACAAAUGAAUUGUAUUUUUAUAUUAGUCCUAGACAUUGAGUGUACGAUGUAUUGUCUGUGUGUAAGAGCUAAAGCUACAGAAUAAACGAGAAUCGAGUAAA